AUGUGGGUAGCAUGGCCGGCUGAGGCAAAUUGCUUGAAGAGACGAACCUUUUGGCAGGUUUCAGUUCCGGUGUCUUGCUCUUGGAGUUGGAAAAAACUCCUCCCACUUAGAGAUCUAGCUAAGAAGUUUAUCUGGUUUAAAGUUGGUGAUAGAAGUAGGGUGUUUCUUUGGUUGGAUCAUUGGCACCCUGCCAGCUAUUUGCUUGAUCAAUAUGGAUAUAGAAUUGUUUAUGAUUCUAGUUUUUCCCUUAAUACUAAGCGGGCUGCUGUCAUAAAGAAUGGAAAUUGGUUUUGGGCUAGUGCUAGGUCUGAUACACUAGUUGAUAUUCAAAGCCAGCUACAUGAAGUUGCCUUGGGAUAUAUUGAUGAACUAGUUUGCGAUUCUAGAAAUGGGAAAUACACUUGUGUUGAAACUUGGGGGAAGUUAAGAGUGAGUUUUCUAGUUGUUAAUUGGUGGAAAUUGGUUCUUUUCCCUGUGGCCAUACCAAAACAUGCAUUUAUUCUUUGGCUUGUAUUCUGGAAUGCUUUGGUUACAAAGCAAAAUAUGUACUAUUGGGGUUACAAUGGGAUAGCCUUUGUUUGUUCUGUUAUAGUGCUUAAGAGAGUAUUGAGCAUCUCUUCUUUGGAUGUAGCUUCAGUUCCCGAAUUUGGACAAAUAUUAUGGCCGAGUGCUUUGUGCUUCAAGCGCCUUUGGACUGGGAUGAUAUUCCUAGUUGGGGAGCUGCUGUUUUGA
Molecule: messenger RNA, 732 nt
Organism: Alnus glutinosa
Lineage: Eukaryota; Viridiplantae; Streptophyta; Magnoliopsida; Fagales; Betulaceae
Exons: 1
Coding region: 1-732 (243 amino acids)
Source: RefSeq, a predicted model, not a curated record